AUGAAAACAAAACAUUCACAAUUUCUAGUUCUGCUUGUUCCAUGGCGUCCUCACCUUCUACAACGCUUUUGUCGAAUUCACUUCACUUUAACCAAAUUGCAAAUCAGUGUAAACUACAUGCAUAUUCCACCCUUUCACUAAACCAAAACAAUAUUCCAAUAUAUUCUAACAAUCAACUCAAACUUUCAACCACCCUGCAUCAUGUAUCCACCACCAUACCCUUUGCUUCUGGUUCUGCAGGAGUUGAGUCUCCUGUGAUGAGUGAGGAUACCUCAAGUUCACUGGAUUUGGUGAAGGUGUUUGAUUUGGAAGGAAAUGGGAUUCCAAUUUCUGACUUGUGGAAAGAUAGGAAAGCCGUUGUUGCAUUUGCUCGUCAUUUUGGGUGUGUGCUUUGCCGCAAAAGGGCCAACUAUCUUGCAUCCAAGAAGGAUAUAAUGGAUGCAUCUGGUGUGGCACUUGUAUUGAUUGGACCUGGUAGCAUUGAUCAGGCCAAAUCCUUUGCUGAGCAAACAAAAUUCAAAGGAGAAAUAUAUGCAGACCCUGCUCAAUCUUCAUAUGAAGCUUUAAGAUUUGUUUCUGGAGUCCUAACCACAUUUACCCCCAAAGCAGGUCUUAAGAUAAUAGAAUUAUACAUGGAAGGUUAUCGACAAGAUUGGAAACUUUCAUUUCAAAAGGAUACUGUUUCCAAAGGAGGCUGGCAACAAGGAGGAAUUAUAGUUGCAGGUCCUGGUAAAGGUAACAUCUCAUAUAUUCACAAGGACAAAGAAGCAGGGGAUGACCCAGAAAUUGAAGAUAUCUUAAAAGCAUGUUGCUCGUGAAUAAAGAAGAGACGGAGCCUCUCUUUUCCUGCUUCAUCAAGUGUGAUACCAUCUCAUCAUAGAGCACUGUACAUCAUAUUUAGCUGCUUCUUAGGCUGAACAGUAGCUUUGCCUUGAGGCUCAAUUAUUAAGAGAUAAUUAAUUUAUAACCUGACAUUUGCCAAAUGACAAGCUCACAAUAUGGAACCUAUUCCACUAUUGUUUAAUUCAAAAUCUUGUAUAUAAUAAUAUUUUUCAAUUUCCGGUGGAAUGUGCUGUACUUCUAAAAGAAAUUGUUCAAUAACUUGACGUUCAAAAAUUAUGUUAAGCGCCUAUAUCUGUUCA
Cicer arietinum (chickpea) is the source of this 1142-nucleotide messenger RNA. RefSeq names its product thioredoxin-like protein AAED1, chloroplastic. Gene Ontology annotation, cellular component: chloroplast. NCBI's taxonomy places the organism in Eukaryota, Viridiplantae, Streptophyta, Magnoliopsida, Fabales, Fabaceae. The record is from RefSeq and is a predicted model, not a curated record.